UUUCCUCAAGUUCAAUUUUUUGGGAUUCCCUCCCACCCCUAUCACAUCUCGUCCGUUUACUUGCCAGUUGUGACUAUUUAACCCACUUUACCUCUCCUUUUUUCGAUUCUGCGGCGCGCAUCGCAUCGUCCCGAGUCUUCCGCUUCUUCCUCUUCUUUUCCUGCUCCAGCUCUCGGACUCCUCUCUCUCGCUCUCUCGCUCUGCUUCGAGUUUUUUUUUUUUUAGGUUUUGUUUGUUCUACUUAAAGGAAUGCGAACAGUUUUUCCAUCUGUCGUUAGUGUGGCCACAUGACGAGCUGCCCUGAACAUUUCCCCUCCGGUCCUCUGUCAGGUCUGACGAGCCUGUACCUGUCCAUGGUGCUGAAACGCUUUCUUUCCGAAGACACCGGUGCGCUGCUGCUGCUGCUGCUGCUGCUGCUGCUCCCAAAUUUCCAGACAGAGUCAUUAUUUCCGCAUCUUUUCGGGUCCUGCAGGUGAGAUAAUUGCAGCAUCUUCCCUGUGAGGCUUCUGGACUCAAACAGAAGGAGUUGGGCCAAAGGGAAGCAACAAGAAUCGACUGUGACUCUGCCAAAAGAGACUACAGCGGCUGCAUCGAUUGCAGGAGGACUCCUCUUUCUAGACUUGACAAAAAAAAAAACAACAACAACCAGAGAAUCGGAUGCAUGGGCGAUUGUUGUAACGCAAACUUAGCCUGGAGAUAUUUGCUCUUUAGGGAACCAGUCGGGAAACUGGAAAUAGCGGAGGAAUAAUCUUCAUUUAGCGUACCCAUAAACAUUUGUUUUUCUUGGUGCGGGGAGGGGGGGUACUUUCUCCUCUGCUGGAUCAACCUAGACUUAAACAACCCCCCCCCUCCCCUCCCUCCCUAAAAUAAAACUUGUCCUGAAUACCAAAUGGUAGUUUGAGGAGGCCUCGAUCAAGACAAUGGAGUCGUCCGCAAACGGGUCCAAUUUUGGCAUCGACUCGCUGCUGUCCCACAGGCCUGGAAGUCCGCUGUCCAAAGGGGACAGCCUGGCGGGGGAGUGCCGCUCGCCUCUGGAGUUCAGCCCGAGAUCAGACGCGGAGAGCGGCUGCUCGUCGCCUCCAUCGCCGCGGAGGGAGUGCGUAGACGAGGUGGCCCAGAGGCAGGGUCACGGCGUCGGCCUGCCGCCGCACCUCCAGCACGCGCAGAUAUCUGCGGGCUCGCAGCAGAGGACCGUGACCUCUUCGUUCCUCAUCAGAGAUAUUCUCGCGGACUGUAAGCCCCUGGCCGCGUGCGCGCCGUACUCCAGCAAUGGCCAGCCGACUCAGGAGGCAGGGAGGCUGGCCUCCAAGAUCGCGGAAGACUUUAUGGAGAAAAUCCACAGCAACUCGUCGUCAGACAGCGAAUAUAAAGUGAAAGAGGAGGGCGACAGGGAGAUCUCCAGCAGCAGAGACAGCCCGCAGGUCCGGCUCAAGAAGCCCCGGAAGGCCCGGACGGCCUUCACGGACCACCAGCUGGCCCAGCUGGAGCGCAGCUUCGAGAGGCAAAAGUACCUGAGCGUCCAGGACCGCAUGGAGCUGGCGGCCUCCCUCAACCUCACCGACACACAGGUCAAGACCUGGUACCAGAACCGCAGGACGAAGUGGAAGAGACAGACGGCGGUGGGACUCGAGCUGCUGGCCGAAGCUGGGAACUACUCCGCCCUGCAGAGGAUGUUCCCGUCCCCGUACUUCUACCCGCAGAGCCUGGUGUCCAACCUGGACCCCGGAGCGGCCCUCUACCUGUACAGGGGCCCCUCGGCGCCCCCGCCGGCCCUACAGAGACCUCUGGUCCCGCGGAUCCUGCUGCACGGCCUGCAGGGGGGCAGCGAGCCGCCUCCGCCUCUGCCCCCCAUGUCCGGCGUGCUUCCUCGGCCAGCUCAGCAGCGGUGAGCCGGCUGCUGCGUAUUCUUUUUCUUUUCUCUUUUUUUUUGUACGACGAUGGCAGCUUCGGACUCAGAGGUAGAAAUAAAAACAAAGACAGAAGAGAAAAUAAAAACGUGACGAACAAGAGAAGAUGAAGAAAAAAAACAACAGUUGGAGGCCUUUAUAAUGGUGCGAAAUGGCCGAUUUAGGCUGAACCCUGUGGACGGAGCUUUUGGGACUCAAACUGUCUGUGUGGAAGGAUUUUUUUUUUUUUUUUUGGGACAUGAGCUUUAUUUAUAACUUAUUUAUUUUUCAAUAUGAAUCUAAGUUAUGUAUUUAUUUGAUACAAGUUGCAGUAUUUUCAGUGUUUUCAGUUUUUUUUUCUCCAUCAACAGACAAUUGUUGGUGGCACUUUGACCUACAGUUCAAUGCCAAUUAGAUCCCCUAUUAUUAUUAUUAUUAUUAUUAUUAUUAUUAUUAUUAUUAUUAUUAUGUAGGCGUUCAUGGAUAGUGGCAGAGGCAGAACAUCCUUCCAUGUAAUAUGAAUAUAAUGUAAUUAGAGGAUCCAAAGGAACAAUGAGUAGCCUAAAUCUGUCAUUGAUUUUUCUUUACACGUGAAGAACAAGACGAUCAGCAGUCAUAAACCUGUAAAUAAGAAUAUUUUGCAUUUUAUCCGAAAGAGACUGAUUUUAAAGAAACUUGUUUUUUUUUCUCCUGUUGGUUUGAUCCAUUAGUGCGUCUUUUUCAGACCGCGGUGAUCCAGUUUGACGUAUUAGGCUAGAUUAGCCAUCAGAAACUAUACAGGCGAACGAGUCAGAAUAAAAAAACAAAACAAUAACCAUAUUUGUCGGAGAAAGAAUGCCUGGACCCACAUUAAAAAAAAGGCACAAACACGAGAGCUACGAAAAGAAAGAAAUCUAUAUACAGUCUUUUUCUUGUUCUUAGUUGAAAGUUUUAGCGAAGUAAAAAUGUCAAGUAAUUUAUAUAAAAAAAA
This is a messenger RNA of Perca fluviatilis (European perch), 2856 nucleotides long. It is a transcript of the gene barhl1b, whose product is annotated as BarH-like homeobox 1b. The record is from RefSeq and is a predicted model, not a curated record. Gene Ontology annotation, molecular function: DNA-binding transcription factor activity, RNA polymerase II-specific; RNA polymerase II transcription regulatory region sequence-specific DNA binding. Gene Ontology annotation, biological process: regulation of transcription by RNA polymerase II. Lineage: Eukaryota; Metazoa; Chordata; Actinopteri; Perciformes; Percidae. The transcript has 3 exons. Gene Ontology annotation, cellular component: nucleus. The coding region runs from base 921 to 1889 and encodes 322 amino acids.